Didymodactylos carnosus is the source of this 324-nucleotide messenger RNA. NCBI's taxonomy places the organism in Eukaryota, Metazoa, Rotifera, Eurotatoria, Philodinida, Philodinidae. The record is from the annotation of a GenBank genome assembly.
UUCGAAAUAUGGAGUGUAUUGAGUAAAGAUGGAAUUGAAGAUGAAGAACAAUUACCAAAUAAUUUUAUCGAUACCUUGAAUGGAUGUCGAACUAUUGACGAUACAUCAAACACCCCAUCCCAUAAUGAUCCUGAAAUCAAUGCUGCUGUCGAUACAAUAGAUGAGGCUAUUACUACCACAUCGACAAUAUUCAAUCUAAUAAAUGAUUUGCCUGCUCGAUCACCGCAACUUACCCUGAGUGCUUCUGUUCGUACACGUGUUCUACCUUCACCAACUCAAAACAAUGAAGGUAAAUUACGCGAAUCGUCUGUGAUGAAGUAUUAA